This is a messenger RNA of Aspergillus chevalieri, 423 nucleotides long. RefSeq lists its product as uncharacterized. NCBI's taxonomy places the organism in Eukaryota, Fungi, Ascomycota, Eurotiomycetes, Eurotiales, Aspergillaceae. The coding region runs from base 1 to 423 and encodes 140 amino acids. The record is from RefSeq and is a predicted model, not a curated record. The transcript is spliced from 2 exons.
AUGAUCCGCACCAACCUCUCCAUAGCUGCCGAAAUCCUCCGCAGAGAAAUCAAGCAAAUGAUCCCCGAAGCAGCCGGACCUCUGCCCACCAUCCCUGAGAACCAGCGCCAACAGACGCAUGUGGAUGUGGAUGUGGAUGAAGAUACAUAUGGGAACAAAAAUUACACAGGGAGCUUGCUCGAGAUCAAGUGCACUCAAUUGUCGAAGGCGAUGGGGGUUGGUGAGAAGGACUGGGGAUAUCGUGUGACGCAUUUUCCGGGGAAUACCACUAUUAAAAAUGACAGGAAAGAAAUGUACUUGGUGCCUCUAUCUAAAGGAUUUAUUCUGACUCCUGGGGGACUGCUAUCUGAGGGAACCUAUACUUAUGUCACCCAUGAUAUGGUCAUUAGCGAAGGCACUGCUGUGUUUAUUGUCUCUGAAUAA